This is a messenger RNA of Sphaeroforma arctica JP610, 4357 nucleotides long. RefSeq lists its product as hypothetical. Gene Ontology annotation, molecular function: protein binding. The record is from RefSeq and is a predicted model, not a curated record. NCBI's taxonomy places the organism in Eukaryota, Ichthyosporea, Ichthyophonida. Bases 59 to 2224 code for a protein of 721 amino acids. The transcript has 2 exons.
CGUCAAUUUUCAGCCACAUCACAUAAAACAACGCCAUGUACAUGGCAGCUACGCAAUCAUGAGUGGCAAAGUAACUUUUCCAGUGUUCUCCUUGACAUUAGAGGAGGUCGAUGAGCUGACUGUGGAAACGACGGUCCGAGAGAGUGACUCGUCGCGUGUCGAGACAGAUAACUCUAUAGCACAGCAGGACAGAGAUCUGUUCAUGCCUACGGCUGGUAAUACUGUGGGAUUGAGUUGUGCCCUGUGUGGGAUUGUCGAGUUCGAAGAUGUGGAGCAACAACGAGAGCAUUUUAAGCUAGACUGGCACCGUGUGAAUGUAAAGCGUCGGUUGAAGGGUCUAGAAUACGUCACGGAGGAGAAGUUCGAGGCCACAUUGGACGACCUCUCCAGUAUAUCUGGAUCGGGUUCUGAUACAGAUGACGAUGUCGUGGAGAUUGACGGCGGUGGGAAUUCUGCAUGCGUGGGAACUAACAACACACUCGCCCGACCUGCGAAAAAAUCAGGUGUUGUACUGGCCAAUGAAGGCAAAUGGGUUAUAACACGAUUCUACACGCCUAGAGAGACAUCGUAUAGCGUCUAUACACCCCUGUUGACAAUCAAGACAAAGGGUGAGGCUACUCAGAAGGAGUUGCUGGACGGCUUAAGAGCACUUGCCAAACAGCCAGGACGAUCACUCGCACACGCACCGUCUGAUACACCUGACACAGUACUUUACAAGCCCACCAACCAGACAUGGGCUGUGCUACUGUGCUCGGGGGGCCAUUUUGCAGCGGGUGUAUUCGAUGCUCUCCACUUACGUGUGCACAAGUCAUUCCAUCGCUAUGUUGUGCGUAAAAAGCAAGGUGGAAUGCAGUCUGUGCGUGAUGGUACAUCGGGAACGUCUGCGCCAAAGUCAGCGGGAGCGAACCUGCGGCGACAGCAAGAGGCAAUGUUGCAGGAAGAUGUGUGCACUCUAUUAACCGACACAUGGAAGGAGUGUAUAGCGGAGUGCUCUCUUGUGUUUGUGUGGGCUCCGAAUGCGAAUGAAAAGUUUAUAUAUGGAUCGGGGGGCAAGGUGAGUGCGAAGUGUCUGAAGAAGUCUGAUCCACGAGUACGAAGGGUUCCCUUUCGUGUGCGUAGGCCCACGCUGGCGGAGACAAAGCGUGUGCACAAGAGUUUAUGCACUGUAGUGCAGACUGUGGUGGAAAAGACUAAUAGCAUGGACGGUAGUACAGCUGGUACGACGCCCAAUGGGAAUCAUCAGUCACUCACAGCGCAGGACCUUCGUCUGCUGGAAAAUGAAACCAAAACAAUCUCACUGAGUGCAGCGAGUAAUUCACCCGGCAAUGGUUCCUCCACAGCCGCCACAUCCAUGAUUGCACACGAUAGCAUGAGCUUAAUGAGUCACACUUCAUCGUUUGGCAGUCCUAUGGUGUCUGCAUCACCGUUUCUGCUGGGUAUCGAUUUGGAUAUCCGGAAAGAGCUAUCAAAGGAGCACGUACAACUAUUCCAGGUGUGUGAGAAGGGCGAAAUGAAAGAGUUAGAAAUACUCCUUCGGGAAGAGAGUGCGAAUCAAAAUGAAAUCCAAGAUUUCGAUCUGAAUACUGUAGACCUCGACUUCAACACUUGCUUACAUUUAGCAAGUAAAGGAUCGCACCCAAAUAUUGUAUGGACAUUACUGCAGAAUGGCGCAGAUCCCACUGUACAGAACGCACGAGGGUCUACUGCAUACAUGCUGGCAAAGGAUAAGGCCACCCGCGAUAUGUUCAGAAGGUUCAUGGCUCUGGACGAGACGAGGUGGGACUAUAAUAAGGCAGGCGUGCCCAGUGCGCUGACUGAAGAUAUGGAGACUGCACAGGCAGAGAAGGAGCAGAUUAAGAAAGCAAAGCAAAGAGAGAAGAAGAAACAGUUGGCGAAGAAGAAGAAGGAGCGCGACAGAGAGAAGGCUCUUUCAAAGGAGGCUGCCGACAAGGCUCAGGAAGAGCAGGACAGAAUAGAGGCUGCGAAAGAUGCCGAACGGAAAAGGAUAGCCAAUCUCAGCGACCGCGAGAGGCGUGCGUUGGCGGCGGAGGCAAGGAUGAAGAAAGCCCCAGGCCAAAGUGCAGGGGGUAUUCCGACGGGCGAGACGUGCUCGAAUGACCAUUGCAAUACUGCGCUGAUGCGGGGAUCAGAGUAUGAGCGUCUGAAGUAUAAGUACUGCAGUGUCACGUGUGUUUCAGAGCAUCGUAAAAAGUUAGAGGCCUAGACAAGCGCAUGGGCUGCUCCCGGUGUACUCGAGGGGUGGUUCAAACCUUUGUUGCGAUGGCAUGGGAUGGUGGUAUUUUCGAAGCUCAGUCUUGAUGCUGGCUAAGAGAUGGUUCUAUUAGUCUGAAGUCGUAUGUAGUAUGGUUAAGCUGUGUGUGAAACUUGGCUUGUCUCGCCAUCUUGCCAACUCCGCCACACAUUAUUUUGCUGAGAGUAAUCCAAUUAAAGAAUGUAAAAUAUUCUCGCGUGCAGGCGAGAUGUUUUAAUAUAGCGAUUAUUUGAAUCAGGCAGAAGUUUCAGUAGUAUGGUGAUGCCUUGCAAGGGAAGGCAUCAAGGGUAUUAAAUGUUGACCAUAACACUCGAGACUGGCGUUAAGGCUUACCAAAGCAGUUUAACGCUCAUUUAUAGAUUGCAUCGAAUAAUCCUCUGGGACUUUACAAUUCCUUUCUCGCCUGCUCCAUAGUCUUCGUAUCGGUUGCAGGCGACUUACUGAUUGCUUUAACAUUUUUGAAAUGACCUGCGGAAUUGGACCAUGCGUGCGUAAUUAACUGUGCAGCUCUCAAAACUUCGAAGUCCGUUGUGUCCCGACUCAUGCUUAUGCGAAAUGUACACCGAGCUAGCUCCUCUGAGAUACCCAUGGCCAGUAAAAUUCGUGACGGCUUGCUGCUGGACGUGUGACACGCCGAACCUACACUCGCACACAACACUUUUGUGUGAACGAGAAUGUCACGCGCAGAUACAAAGAUAGGUGUGUCGGUGUCUGGCUGAGGAGGCUGUCUGAGCGAGAAGUUGGAUGUGUUUGGCAAUCUCUCCACCGAUUUGUUCUUGCCAUUGAAUAUGACGUUGUGCUUACCUACAGACUGCUCCACCAGCAAUUCAAAUUUAUCUCUAUAUGCACGCAUGCGGAUACCCACACUCUCGACUGUUUCACCAUUUCUUUGACACGGAUUGGGCGUGCCUUUGUCAGAUCGUCGAUUUCCGCAUACAAUGCGUGCUGCUUCUCCAAGGCCCGCGAUCAUGGGCGUGUUCUCUGUGCCACUUCUAUAACCUCGCUCUUGUCCUCCGCCAAACAUCAUGUUACUUAAUGGGGCACCCGCGUCUUCCAGAUCGCGCACGCACAGUGCCCCAACUCUUGGUCCAUGGAACUUAUGUCCCACAAUUGUCAGAUAAUCCACGUCCAUAGCACGUAUGUCCACUGGGAUUUUGCCUAUAGUUUGUGCGGCGUCUGUGUGAAUGUAUAUUUUGCUCCCCCCCAACUCUGCUUUACGUUCUCGGACCCGCUUGCUUAUCUCUUGCACUUGUUGUACUACACCCGUUUCGUUAUUCGCGUGCAUAAUUGUGACAAGCACGGUGUUCACUUUGAUCGCCUUCGCGAAGUCUUCCGCAAAUACGGUACCUAAUGCUGACGUUCUGACCCUCGUCAGCUCAAUCGCCCCUCUCUCAGCGAGUACUUCACACAGCUGCAUCACACUGUCGUGUUCAAUAUUAGACAUGACCACGUGUGGCAGAGUGCCCGUAGGACCGCUCGACCCCUUGGCGAAACUAUCUACCGCAGAGUGCACAGCCAUGUUAUUCGCUUCCGUUCCCCCAGACACAAAGAUGACAUCACUUUGGUCACAGUUGACCAUGCGUGCGAUUGCUUCUCUCGCCUCAGAUAUAGUUUCCUUUGCAGCAACGCCAGACGCGUAGCUCGACGAGGGAUUUCCCCAGGCCGUAGUACACGCUUCUGAUAUCGCGUCAACCACAUGGCCAUCAACAGGUGUGGUGGCGUUCACGUCCAUAUAUAUCGUACUGUCAUCUCUAAUACAGCCCGCUCGCUUGCCCGAGAUCGAGGAUAUUUCUCUGUCUGCAACGGAUGGCGGAAUGAUCACCCAGGGAAUCAGAGAUGCAGACACUUGCAGAAGGCUACGGGCUUCCGAGAUAGGGCGACCCUUAAUAAGACUGAUAAGCGCGCAAGUGAAGUUGCAUACGAUCAGAGUGGUAGCGGCCACGCACACGCACACCAGAAAGGUAAUGAUGGCUGCGUGCAACUGCCAAAUGCAUACCAUCAAACACACUGCCGUGCACACGGUAAUGGCUGGGUACGAUUGUAAUAAUACGAAGAUUUUCUCAUAAUCGGACAUGCUGUUUACAC